This is a messenger RNA of Dipodomys ordii (Ord's kangaroo rat), 4782 nucleotides long. It is a transcript of the gene Myo3a, whose product is annotated as myosin IIIA. The record is from RefSeq and is a predicted model, not a curated record. Gene Ontology annotation, biological process: protein phosphorylation. Gene Ontology annotation, molecular function: ATP binding; protein binding; cytoskeletal motor activity. The transcript is spliced from 34 exons. Gene Ontology annotation, cellular component: myosin complex. The coding region runs from base 1 to 4782 and encodes 1593 amino acids. NCBI's taxonomy places the organism in Eukaryota, Metazoa, Chordata, Mammalia, Rodentia, Heteromyidae.
AUGUUUGGAAAAACAAUUUUGUUUGAUAACUUUCCUGAUCCUUCUGAUACAUGGGAAAUCAUUGAAACAAUUGGAAAAGGAACUUAUGGGAAAGUUUUUAAAGUAUUGAAUAAGAAAAAUGGCCAAAAAGCAGCAGUCAAAAUUCUGGAUCCAAUUCAUGAUAUUGAUGAGGAGAUUGAAGCAGAAUACAACAUCUUAAGAGCACUCUCCGACCAUCCAAAUGUAGUCAAGUUCUACGGUAUUUACUUUAAGAAGGAUAGACAACAUGGAGAUAAGCUGUGGUUGGUUCUGGAGCUAUGCAAUGGUGGAUCUGUGACAGAUCUUGUGAAAGGAUUUCUGAGGAGGGGUGAAAGAAUGAGUGAACUUCUGAUUGCCUAUAUUUUACAUGAAGCAUUAAUGGGACUUCAGCAUCUUCACAACAACAAAACUAUUCAUCGAGACGUAAAAGGAAAUAACAUUCUGUUGACCACUGAAGGUGGAGUUAAGCUAGUAGAUUUUGGUGUGUCUGCACAGCUCACCAGCACCCGGCAUCGUCGGAACACCUCCGUAGGAACACCUUUCUGGAUGGCCCCCGAGGUGAUCGCAUGCGAACAGCAACUAGAUACCACUUACGAUGCCAGAUGUGAUACCUGGUCCCUGGGUAUCACCGCCAUUGAGCUGGGCGAUGGAGAUCCCCCGCUGGCUGACCUGCAUCCCAUGAGGGCACUCUUCAAGAUACCAAGGAACCCACCACCCAAACUAAGGCAGCCCCAGCUAUGGUCAGCAGAAUUCAAUGACUUCAUUAGCAAGUGCUUGAUUAAGGAUUAUGAGAAGCGUCCAACAGUGUCAGAUCUUUUACAGCACAAAUUCAUUACUCAAAUCGAGGGCAAAGACGUGAUGUUACAAAAACAACUAAUGGAAUUCAUUGACCUUCAACAGUGCAUGGAAAUCACAGGAAAGGCCAGGCAUGAACGCAUUCACACCAAGAAAAAUAACUUAAGCAGAUCUCUAGCUUCUGAUCUGAAGGAUGUAGAUGAUUUGGCAACCCUAGAUGUUUUAGAUGAGAACACAGUCUCGGAGCACUUGGAGAACUGUUAUGCCAAAGACAAAAUCUAUAUCUAUGUGGGAGAUAUACUCAUUGCUCUCAACCCUUUCCAGAGUCUGGGGCUUUAUUCUACAAAGCUUUCCCAACUCUACAUUGGAGCAAAGAGAAGUGCCAACCCUCCUCAUAUUUUUGCAAUGGCUGAUUUAGGGUAUCAGUCCAUGAUUACAUAUCAUUCAGAUCAGUGCAUCAUUAUUUCUGGAGAAAGUGGAGCUGGAAAGACUGAAAGUGCUCACCUUCUAGUUCAGCAGCUCACAGUGCUUGGAAAGUCUAAUAACAGAACCCUACAAGAGAAGAUUUUACAAAUGAACCAUUUGGUUGAAGCCUUCGGCAAUGCCUGCACUAUUAUCAAUGACAAUUCCAGCCGAUUUGGAAAAUACUUAGAAAUGAAAUUUACCUCUUCUGGAGCUGUAGUGGGAGCACAGAUUUCUGAAUACCUUCUAGAGAAAUCUCGAGUUAUCCAUCAGGCUAUGCUUCAUAAACAAAGUAACAGGCAUGGUGCUGUCUGCUGUCGAGAGAGGAAAGAUAUAUUUAUGAAGCAAUUAUUCCAUGCCGAGCCCCUCACAGCCAUUGUGGCUUUUAAUUCUCACAGUCAGCAACUUGGAAGCAUAUAUAGCAUUCUCGCUGCCAUCUUGAAUGUUGGAAACAUUGAGUUUUCUUCCGUAGCAACUGAGCACCAGGUUGACAAGAGCUACAUCUGCAAUCACACAGCUCUGGAGAAUUCUGCUUCUUUGCUUUGCAUUCAGGCAGAUGAGCUACAAGAAGCUCUUACCUCCCACUGUGUGGUCACUAGAGGAGAGACCAUUAUAAGACCCAACACUGUAGAGAAAGCUAUUGAUGUCAGAGACGCCAUGGCAAAAACUUUAUAUGGACGUCUCUUUAGCUGGAUAGUAAAUUGCAUUAAUAGUUUGUUGAAGCAUGACAUAUUUCCAAGUAAGAAUGAUGAUGAGCUGAGCAUUGGCAUUCUUGAUAUAUUCGGCUUUGAACAUUUCAAAAGGAAUUCCUUUGAGCAACUGUGCAUUAACAUUGCAAAUGAACAAAUUCAGUAUUACUUUAAUCAACAUGUGUUUGCAUGGGAACAGAAUGAAUACCUGAAUGAGGAUGUGGAUGCUCGAGUUAUUGAAUAUGAAGAUAACAGGCCUCUCUUAGAUAUGUUUCUGCAGAAGCCAAUGGGGUUAUUGUUUCUACUCGAUGAAGAAAGUAGAUUUCCCAAUGCCACCGACCAGACUCUCAUAGAAAAAUUUGAAGGUAACCUGAAAUCACAAUACUUUUGGAGACCUAAAAGAAUGGAACUUAGUUUUGGAAUUCACCAUUAUGCAGGAAAGGUCCUCUAUAGUGCGAGUGGCUUCUUAGCCAAAAAUAGGGAUACUCUUCCAACUGACAUUGUACUACUUUUGAGAUCAUCAGAAAACAGUGUGAUUCGUCAGCUUGUCAGCCACCCUCUGACCAAAACAGGUAAUCUGCCACUUUCUAAAACUAAAAAUGUAAUAAACUAUCAAAUGAAGACUUUGGAAAAGUCAAUGAACCAGAUAAAGGGUGAAACUGAAGAAGCCAUACAUCAUGCCUGUGAAACCACUAACAUGAAAACACAAACAGUUGCAUCGUAUUUUAGAUACUCCUUGAUGGAUUUGUUGUCUAAAAUGGUAGUGGGCCAGCCUCAUUUUGUCCGCUGCAUCAAACCCAAUAAUGAGCGUCAGGCGAGAAAAUUUGACAGAGAGAAAGUUCUGCUACAGCUUCGUUGCACGGGCAUUCUGGAAACUGCAAGAAUCCGGAGGCUGGGAUAUUCUCAUCGGAUAUUAUUUGCUAAUUUUAUAAAGCGGUACUAUGUUCUCUCCUACAAGUCAAGUGAAGAGCCCCCAGUGAGCCCAGAUACCUGUGCCACCAUUUUGGAAAAAGCUGGUCUUGAUAAUUGGGCUCUUGGAAAAACAAAAGUGUUCCUUAAAUACUAUCAUGUGGAACAGUUGAAUCUCAUGCGAAAGGAAGCCAUUGAUAAGCUUAUAUUGAUUCAAGCCUGUGUGAGAGCAUUCUUGGGUUCAAGAAGAUACAAAAAACUACAGGAGAAAAGGAAAGAAAGCGCUAUAAGGAUACAGUCAGCAGCAAGAGGACAUCUAGUCAGGAAACAAAAAAAAGAAAUUCUUAACACGGGAAACAGAGCCAUAAUGACCAUUCAAGCCCACGAUCAAGAAUUUGACUACAAGAAAAACUUUAAAAAUAAAAGGACAUCUUUUAUGAAGAAACAAACAGAAACUGCAGUGUCUAGUAAAGAACUCAUCAUUCCAGCUGCAAAUAAUAAAGGGAAUCUAUCUGGAGCGAAGACUUCUGCCUCCAAGACCAAAAGGGCAGCCAUCCAUACUGUGAAGAGCAAUGAGAAAGGAUAUCAAAGUCAGAAGAAAAUCAAUAAUUCCUAUGGGGAAGAAGCUACUCAAGAACUGUAUCUCAUGAGGGAUGCUUGGGCAGAAGUCAGCCCCAAAGAGAAGUAUGUCAAAGACCUGGAAGAGAACAGUAAGAUAAAGAAAGGACAGAAGGAGGACAUGAGGAUCCAGAGCUGCUAUCAGAGGUACACAGAAGAAAGGAAUUUUAAGGAAUCAAAAACAUUAUAUCCAGAAAGGAAAGGCGUGUCCGAAAGGCCAAGCUAUCCACGGUUUUGUUUCACUGAGAGAGAGACUUCUUUGAGAAAAGCUGUGGAACCUGCUCUUAGCCAAAGUCCAGUUUAUCACAGUACAGAUAGCCAGGGAAAAGAGAAGAAGACAUCUGUGGUUACCCAGAAUGCACUGCUGUGCAGCCAGGCCAGAGAUCAGCAGCAGCACAGGAUGCUGGAGGAAAGGCAUGUUGAAUCCGGAAUGCAGGCCCAAGAAGAAGAUAAAGCUGAGGUGUAUAUACAGAACCAAUACCAGGGUUCCAAGCUAAGGCAGCAACUGAGAGGUGACAGGAUGUUGCCGACCUCUCACAGUGAAAAGAUUCUUGCAACACCAGCAGAAGUAACAAAAAACAUUCACAAAAACAUGCAUUCCUGUCUCACAAUACAUGAAGAAACCCAAAAUAUCAAGGUGAAGAAGGAUGGAGACUCAAAAACAACUUCAGAGAAAGAAGUGCAUGAAUUGGCAACGUUUUCCAAACAGAUAUCAAAGUUAUCUGAAGAGUAUUUCAUUCUGCAGAAAAAUUUGAAUGAAAUGAUUUUAUCGCAGCAACUGAAGCCACUUUAUCUGGGUGUCUAUCACCAAAAACCAAUUAAUAGACUGGUCUCUUCUCCACAAGACCUCUCAGAUAUCUCUAAAGGAGAAGAACCAAAAAUAUCGAGACCUCCAAGACGACCCCGGAAACCCAAAACAUUGAAUAACCCUGAAGACUCCUCAUACUAUUACCUAUUGCACAAGUCAAUCCAAGAGGAAAAACGAAAACCAAGGAAAAACAGUCAGGGAAAAUUAUUAGAUUUGGAAGAUUUCUAUUAUAGGGAAUUUUUGUCCAACCAUUCUGGACCAAAGGAUUAUUGCCCUACUUCAAGAGCACAAAAUCCAGAUGAAGAACUCCAGAAUCAGCGCUUCAAGGCUAAGGAAAGUCACCAUAACCCGUCUGCGGGGCAGCGGAGGAAACGACCGGAGGAAAAGGAGGAGGAGCACAGCGGGCCAGCAGACAACCCUUAUGACUACCGGAGGCUCCUGCGCAGAACCUCCCAGCGCCAGCGACUCCUGCAAAAGUUGUAG